AUGAAUGCGUCUUGUGCGUUACAACAUUUUUGCGAUACACAUGGUCCGCAAAUAUUAUUAUGUACAGAAGGAAGACCAUAUACACACGAUAGAAAUGAUAAUGAUAAUGAAAUAUUAAAAACAAUCUAUUCUCAAUAUAUUAAAUCAGACAAUUCACAAGGAAAAGUCGCAUGCAAAUCAUGUACAGUAUCACCUGAUGGUAUUCUUGUUACCACAGUAGAUUUGUUAAAUCAUAUGCAAUAUAUUACAUCACCAUCAACACCUAAUCAAGAAUUAUUUAAAAAUAUUCGUAAUGCAUGUGUAAGAAGUUUAAAUGUUGAAAAAUCGAUGGAAAAUGAUCAUCCGGUUUUAUUUGGUGAUGAUGAAAAUGGUUAUUGUUUAUCAUUAAGUUUUCCUUGUAAAGAUUUCUAUGCACGUGGUAGUCAACGUUUAUAUUCAUUAUGUUUUUUAUGUCGAGACAAAUAUUAUCUUCUAUCUCUUAUGAAUCGUAUUAAUAACUGUAUGAAGCAAGCUAUAUAUUGGUUACAAUAUGAUGCAAAUCAAACUUAUGAAAAUGAAGGACAUAUUAAAGUAAAUACAACAUUUAAUGAAACAACAAAAGUAAUUUCUGUAUGUCGUCCACCACCACGUAUGCCAACAUUACGUAUGAUUAGUGAUAUUGUACAAGAUUCUAAUUUAAUCUAUCGUGUUCAUGCUUUAUUUGUUUGGAUUCUUCGUACGGCAAAUUCAGCAAUUAAUGAAUUACAUUUUGAUGGUUUAGCAACAGAAGAUUUAACUACGAAAUUCGAACGACAAAAUGCAUUUGAAAAUGAUCAUAUAGUAAAACAACGAACUGGAACUUUGGUUGAUUCAAAUAAUUUAACAACUAAUGAAAUUAUUGAUUAUGAUGAAGAUGAUUUUGAUUCAUUAGAAUAUCAUUUUUCUUCAUAUGGUUUUGAAGCAUUAAAAUUAUUUAAAAUGUUUAUUCAGAAAUUAAAUAAUAUCAAUUAUUUAGAAUAUAUACUUUAUAAUUGGAUUAUUGGUAAUCAAUUAAUUAUUAAAUAUACAAAUAAAACUAAUAAUAAAGAUUAUAUUCGAGCUUUUGCAAGUGUUUUUCGUUUAUUUUUACCUGAUAAUUGUUGUCAUUUAAUAGAAACAACAGAUCAUAUAGCAUCAUGUACAGCGAAUCUUAUUUUAUUUGAUAUGAAUUCAAUAGAAACAACAAAUGAAAUAGAUGAAAAUCUUGAUAAUAAUUCAAUUAUUAUUAAAAUUACAUUUGAUGAUACUGGUGAACAAAUUCAAGAAGCUGAAUUAGAAACAUUACCAUUGUUACAAUCAAAUACUUAUAUACCAACUUAUGUUAAAACAAUUAUUGAAAUAUUAAUUGAUUAUACUAUAGAUAAUGAAGCGUUGGAAGCUAUGAUUACACAACAGAAAAUCAAAUAUUUAAAUAAAGCAAAGCUUUAUUUUCAACUUGGUCGUUGUCAAAUAGCAUCUACAUUGUCAAUGGAUGAACGUAAACAAAUGGAGAUACUAAAUAUUCGUGAUCCAAAUGAUUUAUUAAUCAUUCGAUUUUGGCAAAGAGGAAUUUCACAAUCCUAUAAAACUCAAAUUCGUUUACUUAAACAAGAUGAUAAUCAACAACAAAAAGUUCAGAAAAAUUAA
This is a messenger RNA of Adineta steineri, 1644 nucleotides long. NCBI's taxonomy places the organism in Eukaryota, Metazoa, Rotifera, Eurotatoria, Adinetida, Adinetidae. The record is from the annotation of a GenBank genome assembly.